AUGCAGUCCUGGGCGCAGCUGGCCCCAGAGCUGCUGGACAGAAUUAGGGAAGUCGCGGAGCAAGGCUUGCGGCAAAGGGAUGCUGCCACGGGGAUUGACAAAGGCAGAAAUGAAGACUUCCAGGGGGGCCUGUGCGAGGCAAAGUGGUUCAUAAGGGCUGCCCAUCUGAUAAAUUCCCACUGGUCACGUUGGGCGAUACAGAGCACUGUUGAGUUGAAACCUGAGUUUGUGUCUUUGCGUGAGGUCGUCGAUGCGAUGAACAGUCGAUUGGUGAGCGUGAAGCGCCUGAACCUGUCCCAUUGUGCAGGAGUGGAUGACGAGGCAUUGAAGGCCCUCGGCAAGAAUUCCGCUAUCUGCCAUGUGCAGUUGAGGGGAUGCAUCGGGUUCACCGAAAAGGGUUUGCAGGCUUUAAUUGCCUCAGACUCAUUGUCAGCACUUGAUCUCAGUGGAUGCAAAGGAAUAAACGAUGCAGCACUGGGUUUGCUGGCCAGCUGUAACAAGCUGCGGCAUCUUCAGCUGUGCCAUUGCCCUCAAGUCAGCGAUGCAGGACUGGAGGCUCUGGGGACUCAGACAGGCCUGCAGAGUAUUGCAUUGGAUUAUUGUGAGGGAAUCUCCCCUAAAGGGCUGAGUUUUCUGACAGGAAUGGUAUCAUUGCGCAGCGUUGCACUCAACGGCAAUCACCGCAUUAUUACGGAUGUGGGUAUGUUGUCUUUGGCACAGCUGAAAAUGUUGCAGCACCUUGAGUUGGGCAGCAGUGGGCAAGCGGGUGGACGGAUGACCGACGAGGGGUUGCGAGUGCUGUCCACUUUGACAGGACUCCGACAUCUGAUUAUUUUGCACUGCCGUGCAAUCACAGAUACAGGCUUGAGCUCGCUGGCAAACCUCACAAGGCUUCAGCACUUGGAUCUGUUUUCAUGUUCCGGCAUUACCGACAGGGGGAUGCUAUGGCUGGCAGAUCUGACGGCAUUGUGUUACCUGAACUUGGGGGAGCUCGGGGAGAUCACUAACAAGGGUUUGGUGGCAUUGAGUGGCCUAAAGUCACUUGAGUACCUGAAUGUCAGUGCUUCAGAUGUUACAGAUGAAGGGAUGAAGCUGGUCGCAGGUCUGACAGCACUUCGCCAUUUGAACUGCUGCAAAUGCCCUUUCAUAACGGAUGAAGGGGCUGCGUAUACUGUCAGAUCUGAAACAUCUGCAGUACUUGGACAUGCGUGA
This is a messenger RNA of Ostreobium quekettii, 1212 nucleotides long. The record is from the annotation of a GenBank genome assembly. Lineage: Eukaryota; Viridiplantae; Chlorophyta; Ulvophyceae; Bryopsidales; Ostreobiaceae.